AUGAGCGGUAGAUCUAAAUCUUCAAGGCUGUAUUGCCAUUAUUUUUAAACUACUAAAUCAUGCAAGAAAGAAGAAAGAUGUGAAUUUUUACAUGACUAAACCAUCGAUUUUUGCCCUAACGAAUCAAGAUGUCCCAUUAAGGUUGUCCACUAAGAAGUGCCUAAAAGACCUUAAACUGAACAAAAGAAGGAGAGAAAGUCUAGAAAAUAAAACAAAGAAGAAUCUAAAGACGACUCUGUCGUUGAUGGAAGUUAAAAAGUUGAGGUUCCUAAAAUAAGCAAGCCUAUUGCUUUUUCUACUUCUAUGGUUGGCUGGGGUGAAGCUGAAAUUUUUAGAGAGGUUAAACCAAUCACUGUAGUUGAAAAGAAAGUAGAAUCUUAACCAAAAAAAACUUUUAGAGACAAGGCUGAAAGAAAUACAAAUAAUAAAAGCAAUAACAAGGACAAGAAUUUUGAUGAAACAAAAGGAAAGAGAAGAGAAGAAGAGAAAUCAGAAAUCAAUAAUAAUUCAGAUAUAUCACAAAAUAAUUAAAAAAGUAGAUCAACAAAUCCUAAAAAGAGAGAAAUUAAGAACGAAUAGUAAGAAGAGAUUGAAGAAACUAAAUAAGAUUAUGUCAAAUAAACACCAAAAACUGUAGUUAUUAAGAAGGAAUUACCUGCCCAAGUCAAGUAAUUUAUAGAUUAAUACUACUCAAAGAAUGAAGAAGCUAGAAAUUUCAUUACUAACUUCCAUUUCUUGAAAGAUGACAUGACUUAUUUCCUUCCAAUCUUUUAAAGUUUGUUCCCAAAAAUGGAACUCGAUUUAAUGUUUAUUGUUGAUUGUACUGGUUCUAUGAGUUCUUGGAUUGACGCAGUCAAGCUUGAAAUUACAGGCAUUGUUGCAGCUAUUAAGAACUAACACCAUGGCAGUUAAAUCAGGGUUAGCUUUGUUGGUUAUCGUGAUUAUGGAGAUUCUGAGCGUUACAGCAUCUUUAACUUUUCUGAAGAUUUGGAGAAGUUCUAAGAUUUUAUUUCAAAAGUCCAAGCUUGUGGAGGUAAUGACGCAGCUGAAGAUGUAGCAGGUGGAUUCAAACAAGCUAAUUCCCAAAAUUGGAAAUCAUAAGCUAAAUACGCUGUCCUUCUUGCUGAUGCUCCUGCUCAUGGUAUCUAAUAUCAUGGAGAUAAAGCUGAUUUCUAUGAUAGAUAUCCCAAAGGAGAUCCAGAUGGCAUCGACUUGAAAAAAGAGUUCUAAAAUUUAAUUAAAAAAGGAGUCAAAUUGUAUGCUGUCGAGAUUAUGAAUUCUACUAAAAUGAUGUACGACAUUUUCUAACAAUAUAACAAAGAAGUUAAUGGAUAAUAAUUAGACAUUACUAAAUUAGGAAAUAGCACAUAAGGAUUUGGUCAAUUCAUUUCUUAGACCGCUUCUUAAACAUUAUCUUAAUCCUACACAAAGGAAAGCAAAGAUGACCCUGAAGGAGCUUUCUUCAAAGCUAUGAAAAUAUGCGAAGGAAUGUAAACAGCUUAGAGCGUGAAUUUCUUUGAAAGGUAUAACUUCAGGACUAACACUAACGAAGAAGUAGGACAAGACUAAGCAAGACAUAACAAAAAUAUAAAAGAAGUUACUUUUACUGUCUCUCCUUCCAAGAUUUUUAAUAUUCCAAAUAGCGUUCAAUCUAUGAAAGCUAUUUGUCACACCUAUUUCAUUGUUCAAGAUAAAGGUGUCCCAAUUAACUGGAGAAAACCUCUUGUCUAGAACUCCUCAAUCAAGACCAGUAUCAGAAUCAACACAACUCCUUUUGCUGAAGGUGCUAUGAGAUACGCCUUCUUCGCUGAAGACACUCUUUUGAAGUAGAACUUGGUUGCUAAGUUAAACAAAAAGUAGAACUUAAACAACCCAGAAUAGGACAAGGAAGACAUGAUCAAGGAUUUAGAAAGCUAGUUCCUUUGUUAGCACAUUGUUAACUGCUUUAACGAUCGCGUUUCUGAGCAUGUUCAAACAACUGCUAACCUAAAGAACUUUGUCCACUGUUUCAUUUACGAAUUACAAAACCCAGGAAGUAACUACAAAUAUUAUUCUGCUGAAAACUAUAUUUAAGGAGAAUAUGUAAAGUUCAAUAACAACGCUGGCUGGACAAACCUCAGAUUCGAUGAACCAGGUCUUCUUUCUCAAGCUUUAUCACAUUUCUCUUAUCAAUUAACAGAAGGCUAUCUCAUGAUUGUAGACUUACAAGGAGUAGGUGGUCUUUUGACUGACCCUUAAAUUCAUUGUCUUGACCAACACCGUUUUGGUGCUGGAAAUCUUGGAUAUUAGGGUAUGUUUAAAUUCUUCUUAUCUCACUAGUGCAACAAAUAUUGUCAAAACUUGAACUUAGUACAUCCCAACAUUAGUUAAAUUCCUAAGAACUUAAAAUUCUUUGAUAAUGUUUUGACUAAACCCUCAGACCCUAAAAAGUAGGUCUAUUGCAUGUGUGAUCUGUGCAAAGUUCCAUUCUAAACAACAGCAGGAUUUUUGUACAACAAGAGAGAGCAGUGUUUUGAAAAGUACUGUCCUUCAUGCGAUUAAAAGAGACAAGCUACUUUAAAAUCAGCACAAUGCACUUCUUGCAAUACAGUUUUCAAAUCUUCAACAUACUGGUUCUUAAUGAAAAGAACAGAUUUCCCUGAAUUAUGUGGACCAUGUAGAAAACUAAGAAGAGAGAGAAUGAGGGCUGAAUUAAAAUGA
Messenger RNA from Tetrahymena thermophila SB210, 2700 nucleotides. RefSeq names its product MHCK/EF2 kinase domain protein. Lineage: Eukaryota; Ciliophora; Oligohymenophorea; Hymenostomatida; Tetrahymenidae. The transcript has a single exon. Gene Ontology annotation, biological process: peptidyl-threonine phosphorylation. Gene Ontology annotation, cellular component: cytoplasm. The record is from RefSeq and is a predicted model, not a curated record. Gene Ontology annotation, molecular function: metal ion binding; protein serine/threonine kinase activity; ATP binding.